Messenger RNA from Acanthosepion pharaonis, 720 nucleotides. Lineage: Eukaryota; Metazoa; Mollusca; Cephalopoda; Sepiida; Sepiidae. The record is from the annotation of a GenBank genome assembly.
AUGAGCGGCCACAGGAGUAGAAGCCUGUUCCGCCGGCGCCACCCGAGCGGUAGCAGCGAUCUGGACACCCUUACUGUUCCUGUGAUUACUGUGAAUAUGCAGUACCUGUCACCUAACCAUAAUACCUCAUCAUCAUCAUCAUCAUCAUCAUCAGUCAGCCAGGGGAAAACACGUAACUGGCUGUCAAAACUUCGAAGAGAACCAAGAAAUAAAAGCAAAAAUUCUCUUUCUUCUUCUUCCAGACACUCAGAGGACUUGAUUGUAACACCAUUCGCCCAAAUUUUGGCCAGUUUACGCAGUGUACGGAAUAAUUACCUAAAUCUUACCAAUGUCAACUUGCCAAAAGAAAGAACUAGAAGGGGCUCUUCAACAGGUCCUCAUGGUUCCCAGAGAGAGCAUCAUCAGCCUCCACCACAAACGUCACAGAAUUCUCAGUCUGGCAGCACAAAUAAAGAUGAAGCAUAUUACAAAAUGGCGCUGGAAACAUUAGAAGAACUCGACUGGUGUUUGGACCAGCUGGAAACCAUCCAAACCCAUCGAUCAGUCAGUGACAUGGCUUCAAGCAAAUUCAAGCGAAUGUUAAACAGAGAGCUGAGUCAUUUUGCAGAAUCAAGUAAAUCAGGGAACCAAAUAGCUGAGUUUAUCUGCAGUACUUACCUGGGUAAGUCAGUUAUUUUUUAUUCUUUUUUUCUUUCUUUCUUGAUCUUAUAUUUUAAUUAA